Meloidogyne enterolobii is the source of this 945-nucleotide messenger RNA. Lineage: Eukaryota; Metazoa; Nematoda; Chromadorea; Rhabditida; Meloidogynidae. The record is from the annotation of a GenBank genome assembly.
GAAACAAUUUUAAUAGGAUUGUGCCUUGGUAUGAUAAAUUUGAAUUCAAUGGAUAAAAUUGAUGAACUAUCUGAAUUGGUUAAUGAAUUUGUGGCUAGUAAAAAUAUUUUGUACAACCCGGAUGAAAGCAGCAGAUGUUUUUGCAUGAAAAAGUUCAAGAAUGGAAAUGUUCAAAUUUACCUUAAUCGUUUUGGACAUGUAGGAGAUGUUCUUGGAUCUGGAAAAGGGAAAAAUUAUAUUCUUUUGGUGGAUGACCAGUUUCCGACGGCUGUUGAACUGGAUAAUUUCGGAUUCGACGUGACUCAAAGUUCUAUUGAAGAGGAUUCUUUUUUUAAUCAACCUGGCAAUAUCGAAGCUACUGCUGCAUUUGAUCCAAACAAAAGUACAGAGAGGAUUUAUGAAACAACUCCAAUCGGAGUUUUUCCUUUUGUAACUACGUUCAAACCUGAUGAUCCAACACUUUCUGGAUGUGGAGCAUUUUCAUAUUGUGAAAUUUCGGAACAGCCUUCUGCAGAGUUUUCGGUUCUCAUUUCUGGAAAUUGUUCAAUCGUGUUUAUUGAAUCAGUAUUGAAUGCUCAUACUUACCUCUGUACAUACGACAAAUGGUUUUUAAUGAGAAAAUUUAAAGCACAUUUCUUGCCGGCUGCAACAAAGAAAGAUGGACCCAGCGCUGGUGGCGCUAUUGCUAUGGCUUUCAUGAGCAAAGGAAUACUUGUACCUGUUGGAGGAAUGCGUGAGAAGCUUAUGGCUGCCAGAAGAAAUGAAAUCAAAAAUAUAAUUUUCCCCAGUAUGAUGAAAGCAGAAUGGGAUGCUUUGUCAUCCGAAGAAAAGAAAGGAUUUCAAGUGCAUUUUUGUUAUGAACUCAAGGAUGCAAUUAAUAUUGUUUUUCCAAAAGAUGAAGUCGAGGAGAGGGAGCGGCAAGAAUUUGUUGGUAAUGAAACUUGA